Molecule: messenger RNA, 1512 nt
Organism: Oppia nitens
Lineage: Eukaryota; Metazoa; Arthropoda; Arachnida; Sarcoptiformes; Oppiidae
Product: steroid 17-alpha-hydroxylase/17,20 lyase-like
Exons: 6
Coding region: 115-1503 (462 amino acids)
Molecular function (GO): oxidoreductase activity, acting on paired donors, with incorporation or reduction of molecular oxygen; heme binding; iron ion binding
Source: RefSeq, a predicted model, not a curated record
UUUGUUAUAAUUUAUCCGUCCGUUAAAAGCCGUCAUUGGCUUCGUUACCUUAUAUUUGGUGCGUUUCUAUCAUCGAGUAUUUUCAUUACCCAAGGUCCCAUUCCUCUACCAAUAAUGGGAAAUAUAUUAAAGUUUUUCAGAACAAAAGAAAAUCAAUUUAUAACAAUCAAUUCAAUGCAUAAAACCUAUGGACCAGUAUUUACCUUUUGGUUUGGUAAUACACCUGCAGUAGUCGUAUCCGAUUAUAAACUACUGAAAGAGGCAUUCAAUUCAAAAGGAAACGAAUUAAUGGGAAGACCUGUUACUAUAUUUGGAAAAAUAUUACUUAAAAAUGGAAAAGAUGUCGUAUUUUCAAAUCACGGACCCGUUUGGGCCAGUCUUAGACGAUUAGCCCACUCAGCCGUUAGAAAAUUAGCUGUUAGUGAAAAGUUUUAUAUUUUGGCCAACGAUGCGGUUCGGGAAACGGUCGACACUAUGAUUGCUACUGAAGGCUGUGAUAAACCAUUUAAUCCCAUGAGUUAUAUCUAUAUGUCUGUCAUCAAUAUCAUUGCUUCAUCGGCUUUUGGCAAAAGAUAUACUUUUACUGAUCCGGAGCUGAAAUAUUUUGAGAAAAGUUUAGAGUAUUUCAGAUCCAAAUCAACUAUAUUAGGGCUUUGCGAUAGAGUGCCGGUUAUGAAGUUAUUUUAUGGUAACGUUUUGAAUAAAACUCUUGAUGUUUUGGAUAAAUUGACGACUACUAUCAAACAACAAUAUCUCAAUCGCAUACCUGUCCACGAAAAUGGUGUCGUCAAUGAUUUUUGUGACGCACUCAUUGAGGCUAAAGAGGAGGCUAUUGCCGAGCAAAAGGAGAGCGCACCUCAUUUUACUGAUACAAACUUAUCAUUAGUUAUUACGAACUUAUUUAUUGCGGGAACUGACACAACACAGUAUACAAUGCGAUGGGUUAUAUUAUUUAUGGCCAACAAUUCAAAAAUGCAAAAUAAAAUGAGAGAUGAAAUCAAUGAUCUAAUUGGUGACCGUAUGGUUACACACGAAGAUAAAAAUAACUGUCAUUAUGUCAAUGCAUUUAUUGCCGAAACUUUACGUUUGAGAGGAGUUACACCGUUAGCUGUACCACAUGUUGCUAUGUGUGACACAAAAAUGGGUGAACACAACAUAAAAGAGGGUACGUUUGUAAUGAGUAAUCUAUGGGCCAUAGCUAGAGAUCCUGAAAUAUGGGACAAACCCGAGGAGUUUAAUCCAAACCGAUUUUUGUCGUCAGACGGAACGUUCAACUCAUCGAUACCCGGUUAUGUACCGUUCGGUAUCGGUAGACGUGUUUGUUUAGGCGAGAAGCUGGCACUGGCAGAUUUAUUUUUCAUAACUGUGCGAUUAUUACAAUCAACUUCGCAAUACAUGUUGAAACUACCCGGUGGUGACGGUAGUGCCGAUUUGGAGCCCAAUCCUAUUAUAUUGUUGUUUAAUUCUCCAAAACCGUAUGAAAUUAUUUUGAAAAGAAAAUAAUUAAUCAGA